CCUUGCGCCUGCGCGAUGCGACGCGACCGCUUCGCCGCCUCCCUCGGCCCCUCCCGCCACCUUCUUCAAACCUCCCGCCUCCGCACUUUCCUAUCCCGGAGGCCCGGCGCCUCCGGAAACACGAGACCCCGCCCCUCCCCACCCCGGGUCACCGGGCGACGUGAGCGACCGCAAGAGAGGCGCGUCGCGGCACCUCGGGGGCGGGGCCGAGGUCCGGCCAGCGUCUCCCCCCUCCCGCCGCCCUCUGUCGAAUCUGCGGCGGCCGUUGGGCCGUUAGCGCAGUUUGGGCGGUUGUCUUGGAGAAGCAAAAUGGCUGCGGCGACGGCGGCCGCGGCGGCGGCGGUGGUGGCGGCGGCGGCGGAGGAGGACACGGAGCUGCGGGACCUGCUGGUGCAGACGCUGGAGAACAGUGGAGUCCUCAAUCGGAUUAAGGCUGAGCUACGGGCAGCUGUAUUUUUAGCACUUGAAGAACAAGAAAAAAUAGAGAACAAAACACCUUUAGUGAAUGAAAGCCUGAAAAAGUUUUUAAAUACUAAAGAUGGUCGUUUAGUGGCAAGUCUUGUUGCAGAAUUCCUUCAGUUUUUCAAUCUCGACUUCACCUUGGCCGUCUUUCAGCCUGAAACUAGCACAAUUCAUGGGCUUGAAGCUCGAGAGAAUUUAGCCCGUGAUUUAGGAAUUAUAGAAGCAGAAGGCACUGUGGGUGGACCAUUGCUGUUAGAGGUAAUCAGACGAUGUCAGCAGAAAGAAAAAGGUUCAAUUACUGGGGAGGGAGGACUGGAUCUUUCCGAUAUACAUUCACCACCAAAAUCCCCAGAAGGAAAGAUGGCAGGCUGUCAUUCAGUACCAAGUAAGAUACCAAGGUAUAAAGGACAAGGUAAAAAGAAGAGAAGCGGGGAGAAGGCUGGUGAAAAGAAGAUCAUUGAUGCAAAUCAGAGUGAUACAAGUAUCUCCUCAUCAGAAAUAAAGACCAAAAGCCUUCAUCUUUUAGCCAGUGAAACAAAACUUGGUUCUUCCUUAAAUAAUAGAGCUUUGGAUGGCAAAGAUAAAACCGGUCGAUGUUCCCAUGAAGAUGACAUAGAUGGGGAUUCCUUCUUUGACGAUCCCAUUCCUAAGCCAGAAAAAAGUUAUGGUUGGAAAAGUGAAUCAAACAAGCAAGUAGGAAGCCUUGCGUCACUUUCUGAUGCACCACCAUUAAAAAGUGGACAUAGCUCGCUGACUGGAACACGUUUGCUAAAAGAAUCUGAAAAUACAAGGGGAAGCUCAAUAUUGAGGGAUCUGAAAAUGGUCAGUGAUAAAAUUGGAUCACUUGGAUUAGGAACUGGAGAUGAAGAAGAGUACAUGGAUGAUUUUAAUAGUACCAUAAGUCACCGCUCAGAGAAAAGUGAAAUAAGUAUUGGUGAAGAGAUAGAAGAAGACAUUUCUGUGGAACUAGAUGACGUCAAUAUCAAUGAUAAACUUGAAGACCUCACACAGGAUCUUACUGUUUCUCAACUUAGUGAUGUUGCAGAUUACCUAGAAGAUGUUGCAUAGACAUGAAAGAAGGAGGUAUUCUAAUAAAAUGGACUAAGGACUCUGAACAGUUACAUUUCUUUCAGACAAUCACACUUUGGAAUGUCUGCUUCCUGUUUGUGCCUUGUGUUUCAAAAAGACUGCAGAUAAAAAACAAAAAAACAAAAAACUGAUCAUUUCACAGCAUAUACUAAAUGAAAUAGUUCCAAUUUGAGCCCGUGUGGAGGAUUUUCUAUUCUUCAUUUGGUUAAAGUAUGCCUUUCACUGUGGAAGUUGGAUUUUCUCAGCACUUGUCCGUUGCAGGCAAUGGACAGAUGGAAUUACCAGUGUUAUGAGUGUAAUAGAAGAAAUCAGCAAAACUGUACCUUCACACAAAAUCAUGUAUGAGUGAGGGUGUGUGGCACUAUGAUAUUUUCAAAUAAUGGUUUUAGGCCUCAAAAGCAAGGACAUCUGGAGUUAAGGCUUAUCCACUCAAUUACACUUUGUUAUUGGUGAAAUUAUUCUGAGAAGUUACUUAAAGAAUUAUAUGAUAAAUCUAGUACUGAAAUACAUCAGGAUAAGUUAAGUUUGCUAAAUCAGCUUUAACUUUAUAUUUCCUUCCUUUUGGAAGGUUCGUUAGACCAUUAAGGUUAUCUUAAAUUACUUUUCUUUCUGCUUAUUAAUUUUAUUUUAUGGACAUUUAAUAAGUGGUUGAAGUUUUGAAUUCCUUGAGAUGGACAGUAUCACAUCUGUAUAUACAAUAGUAACACAAGUUACUGUUGAUGAAUCCUUGUCAGUGAGAGAAUCUUUGAUUUACAAACAGAAAAAUGUUCAAUAUAAUUGCAUUUUUGAAAAUUUGCCUUCUAAGAUAACCCAAACAAGUCUGAAACCACUAAACAGCUUUUUUUUUUUUUUUUUUUUUUUGCUUCAGACCUGUAAGUUGAUAUCUAAGUUUAAGUCCAAAUUGGAAAACAAAAUUAGUGAUGGCCUAAGACCACAUGAAUACUCAGUUUCAGACAGAAGCUUAUACUGUGCAUGUUUUCAUUUAACUCUAUAAAAACAGGGUCAGUAAUGGAGAUGCUGACAGUUUCAUUUAUACUGUCAUGCAUAAUGCUGCUAUUUAUAGGUCAUUGACAUUUGUAAUACUAAAGUCUUUUAAAUUGCACUUGAGCAUUGUUAAAAAAAAAUAAUUGGAAAUGAUAAAAUGCAGGUGAAUAUAAGCAGCUACAUUUAUGUUAAAUUUUUAUACUUCUUUAUUUCAUUUAAAUUAUGGUUAUUUUUUUGUCACCUUAAUAAAAGCAGCAUGCUAAACCAAAUACAUUAAUGUAAUAAAGAGGGGAGAUAAUACAUAGUUUACAUAAAGAUAACUGGUACUCUCACAUUGGCCCAAAUAUUUUAAAGUAAUAAUUUGUUGGAUUUAUAGUAUAAAAGGUGAUAACUACUUAUAGACUUUUCACUUGAUGGUAAUUACAUAUUAAAAUCUGGAAUUGAUUUUUUGUUUUUGUUCUUUUCUUCUUUUGUUUACUGAAAAUGAAGCCAAGCAAGAAUAUCAAGGAGAAAUAAAAAGGGGGAAAAAAAAACAAAAAUAAAACAGAUCACUGAUGAUGUUUAGGUCUGCUCUAGAUUUAUAAAGCAGUACCUCAAGGUAGUUAAGACCUUUAUAUUUUUGUGUAUUUGAAUCCUAUCAAGAGGACCUUUAAAUGGUACAUAUCUUGUAUGAAGAAGUACUCUACUGUAAAAAACUGUCCAAAUUACUUAUUACAAAUUACCUUUCAUGCUUUGUGUAACAUCUAUGAAACAAUGUGAAAUUUAAAUGGCUGUUGUAAAUUGUAACAUUUUUUUUUUGUUCUGCUCACCUGUGAAUUGUAUCAAAAAUAUUUUUAAAAAUCCUGAUUGAUAAUACUGAGAUUUCAGUGAAAUGUCCUAAAACUUUGUUAUAGGGAUGUGAUCUUUAUAAAAAUUAUACAAUUAAUUAUAAAUUGUUGAUUAGUAGCAUCUGAAAUAUGGCAUUUUCCUACCCUACCCAUUAAAGAAUCUGAAUUUCAGGUGGUAUUUGGGAAAAUGUGGGAGAAAAAUACCAAAUGGGGGAGAUCAUUUUGUGAUGCUAGUACUAUAUGCAUUUUGAGUAACUUUUAGUAACUUAAAAUUCAACUAUACUAUAAGGUUAUGGUGCUAGAUGGAGUCACUCUGUUUGAAAAAUAGAUUUACCUAUCUAAAUAAUGAUUAAGCUUUAAGAGUUAGAAUGUUAGGCCAGAAGAUUUUGAAUGUGAAAGGAUUUUUUAGACGCAUGUACAUGGAGAUAUUAUCCCAGGUAUUGUACUUUUUGGAAUAUAUUUUUAUGGGGUGAAACCAGUAUUCUGCAGUGGAAGUUUUCAUAUUUCAGGUCCUUCAUUAAUUGACAAAAAAUAAAAGUGCUUUUUUCUUCUUUAUGUUCUCUCAUCUUUAAAUAUUACUGUUAUGUCACUAAUUGGGUAAUUACAAGCAUAUUAAAAAAAUCAAGCAAAGGUAGACAAUACAUGCAAUAUGUCCUUUAUAUUAAAGCAUCUUGAAAUAACUGUAAAUUAAAGAAUAUAUUUCACAUAUUUCCCUCAUUUUCAGAACACUUAACCACUCCAAAAUUUCUACAUCCAAUUAGGUCAUCAUGGUCAAAUUCAUGUAAAGCCAAAUUAAAAACUACACUAGGCAAAGUACAUGGGUCCUUGUAUUCAUAGUAGCUGUUUAUGUAUGUAAGAUUGUCUACCAUGUUUCCAUACCUCAUUUUACUUUAGGAAGAAAAAGAAGCAUUCUUUUGUCUUUUUUGCUUCUGUAUCUUUUGUAUAAAGCAUUCCAGAAAAUAUUAUUAGGCUAAUUUUGUGUAUUCCUAUAUUUCUAUCAUAUCUUAUAAUGUAAGUUAUAAAGGGACCUUAGAUCCAGUUUCAUUUUACAAUUGAAAAAAUUAAGUAAAAAAAAAAAAGUGAUUGGAGUUUUUAACUCAGAUUGUCCCUGGCAUAUUUUCUCCUAUAACCUAUAAUAUCUUCAUACUAGGAAUUGUUUUUCCUAGUAAUAUACUUUGCCUAUACCAUCUCACCUCAUUCUGUUUUUCGUUCUUCUGAAACUUCAAUUUUUAAGUAGAAGAGUAUUAAAUAUUAUCCUUAUCACUUCCCGAUCAUGGCUUCCAGCUUACCUCUGUUGAUAAAGCCAUAGAGAUUUUACUUCUGAUAAAAGUUCCAGGGCAAGUUGAUGUUAGCUAUUGAUCAUCUGACUGUGUGCCGUGUGGUGUUUAUGUAUGUUUGAGGAUCUGACAAAUGCUGAUGCCAGAAAGAAUGGCAAAGAGAACAUUGCUAUUGCCUGGGAAAGGGCAUGGAGGCUUAGAGGUCUUGGCUGCCAGUAGAAUAACACCAUAUACUAACAGCACUCUACUCCUUUCCAGGGAAUGGCAGCUUGUUACUUUUACCAGUGACAGUGUCUGGAGAUGCUUUUUCUUUUUCUUUGCCACCACUAUCAGCAAUAAGAGCACUACAUUGAAACUAUGAUAAGAUCUUCCCCCACUCCGUGUUUUGGUUUUCUUAGGAGCAAAAAGGAGUGCACAUGAGAAACUUUGGAGAUGGGGCUGGGAGAGAAUGAAAAGAAUUGUUUGGAAGUCAUAGCCUCAGGGCUGCCGCAUUUGAGAGGAAAGAAGUCUGCCCAUGUUCACAAAGAUAACUGAUACAAAAUAGUAAAACACUGGUA
Sarcophilus harrisii (Tasmanian devil) is the source of this 5196-nucleotide messenger RNA. It is a transcript of the gene CEP43, whose product is annotated as FGFR1 oncogene partner. Lineage: Eukaryota; Metazoa; Chordata; Mammalia; Dasyuromorphia; Dasyuridae. The transcript has 13 exons. Gene Ontology annotation, molecular function: protein binding. Gene Ontology annotation, cellular component: centrosome. Gene Ontology annotation, biological process: microtubule anchoring. Bases 16 to 1530 code for a protein of 504 amino acids. The record is from RefSeq and is a predicted model, not a curated record.